AUGACUGGGUCCACAGGCGUCCAAUUCCUGGACAACACAACCAUCCACGAUCUAUUGAUCAAUCUAUCCCGGGAUGAGGCAAUCAACCUUCGAAAUGUCAUGGAGCGAACAUUUGAAGAUUUCUCCGUCGGAGGUGAACGUCAAUAUCAAUCACAGCCAAGCUUCACCAACCGUCCAAAUGGUCAAAGUACUCUAUUCAGACCUUUCACAUCGAAUGACAGCGUGGGAACUAAGAUCAGCGUCGAGCCAACGCCUGAUCCUGAUGGCAAAAAGGGUGCCCUCCACGGCGUCAUAGUUCUCUGCGACGGUAACGGUAUUCCGACGGGUCUGCUCAGCUCCGAGGAAGUCACCGGGUAUCGUACCUCGAUGAACGCAAUGGUCCCCUUUUCUUGGAGAAAGCAUGUUGACGACAUUGUCAUCUUCGGGAGUGGGAUGCAGGCGUUAUGGCAUACUCGACUCAUACUCACACUCCGAGGAUCCGAAGUGAAGAGGAUCACAUAUGUCAGCUCUGGAAAACACCGAAUUGAUGAGUUGAUUCUCAAAGUUUCGAGGGAGAAUGGGACGCGCUGGAAUUCAGAGUGUGUCUUUGAUUUUAUCGGCAAUACCACGUCCGACUUCCAACAGAGGCUGGAAGCGCGCCUGCGAGGCGCUGAUUGUAUAUUUUGCACGACGCCGUCCAAGAAGCCUCUUUUCCCGAUGGGCUAUCUUGGGGAACGUGAUGGCCGACGCCCCUUUAUCUCUGCUGUUGGCUCCUGGCAGUCGGAUAUGAUCGAAUUGGACCCUGCGCUUUUGCAUCUUGCUGUCGCUCCGAAUUCUGGAUAUAACCCGAUCACUCAGAAAGACGAUGGGGUGAUCCUCGUUGACGAUCGCGAGUUCGGCCUAACAAAUUCUGGAGAGCUAGUCCAGGCAGAAAUAGCGGCGAGAAAUGUUGUUGAGCUUGGCGAGGUAAUCUCCAUAAUGGGGAAGGAAAAAGCCGACUUCGCGAGUGCGCGGAUUGCAAAGACCAAGGAGUUCAUAUCAGAAGGGUUUGUUAUUUAUAAAAGUGUGGGCGUGAGUCUCACAGACUUGACGAUUAGCAAUGCCAUUCUCCAGAUAGCAAGGGAAAAGACAGAGCAGCCUCGUAAUCGUUGA
This is a messenger RNA of Penicillium brevicompactum, 1131 nucleotides long. RefSeq lists its product as uncharacterized. The coding region runs from base 1 to 1131 and encodes 376 amino acids. Gene Ontology annotation, cellular component: cytoplasm. Lineage: Eukaryota; Fungi; Ascomycota; Eurotiomycetes; Eurotiales; Aspergillaceae. The record is from RefSeq and is a predicted model, not a curated record. The transcript has a single exon.